GUGUGGUUUGCACAUGAAAAAUGAAAGUGAAUUGAGUUUUAUUUCCACUUCCACUCUAAAGUCCUUUGUCCUCUACUCAGAAUCACUAAGGACAAAGAUUGGGUUUUCUUGAUAUAGCAAAAGCUAAACCUCAAAGGGACCAUUUUAUUUUAGAGAACUUCACAACAAGCACUCCAACUCAAACUCUUCUCUCAACCACUUCCAUCUCCGAACAAUAAAGUUGAACAAGAUUAAGAAAGACAAACCAACUUGGUUCUUCUUUGCUCUUGUUGGUUUCCACCAUCAACACAAAAACUCCACUUUUACUUUUUUUCAUGUCUGUCUCCCUGACUCACUCUCUCAUGAAUUGUGGGUCAUGUUUGUUUUUUUCUUGUGUUUAUGUGGCCCCUACUAUCCUCUCCCACUUGCUUCUUCCUUUGCUGUCUUCUUAGCUUCUUCUUAAUUACCCGCCCUUUCAUCUUAUGUUGUCUCUCCCAUUUUUGUCACUCUUUCUUUCAUAUAAAGAUCCAUUCUUUUCUUCCAUAUAUAGCUUCUCUCAUUCUUCUUGUUUUCAUGCUUCCUAAAAGUGUGGUUUUUAUGCUACAAAAGCUUUGAUUCUAUUUCUAUGUUAUGUUAUGUCUGCUGAUUAGGAUACUUGUUUUGUUUCAUUUCGAUUCAAUUCAACUAUCCUUAUCACUUUCUUGAUUCUCAAACGUGUAAAGUUUGUUUCUUUAUAGCUUUUUUUAUAUGAUUUUCUAUUUGAUUUCAUUGUUUUGGUUUCUGGGUUUAGGAGCUUUUUUGCUGAAAUAAUUGUUUUUGUACUGUUGUUGUUUUUGAGACUGAGAUUCAUUCAUGCUUGGUCUAAUAACAACACUAUGGAGAGGUUUUCACUUCUUUAACAUUCGGUUUUUGAACAAGGUGAAAAGUUAUGAAGAACAUUCUUAAGAAGCUUCAUAUAAUGUCUAAUAAUCAAUCAGAAGAUUCACAAGGUGAAAGGAGUAACAAGGUCAAUGAUGGUUCGUCUUCGUCGCCUACUACGCGAAAGAAGCUUUCGAAUUGGUUGCAGUCAGUUUCUUCUAAUAAUAGGCAGAGUCCAUGUAGUCCUCCAUCUCCAAAUUUGGCAAGAGGGGAGAGAGUGGAGCUAUCGGAUUCAGUGAGUUUUGGUGGUGGUUUGGAUAUGGUUUGUGAAUCGGGGAAGCGUGAUUCGGAGUCUAGCAGUUCAAGGGAUCCUGAAGUGGAGGAGGAAUAUCAGAUUCAGCUUGCUUUAGAACUGAGUGCAAAGGAGGAUCCUGAGGCUGUGCAGAUUGAAGCUGUUAAGCAGAUCAGUUUGGGAUCUUGUGACCCUGAUAAUACACCAGCCGAAGUUGUCGCCUACCGAUACUGGAAUUACAAUGCUCUUGGUUAUGAUGACAAGAUCUCAGAUGGUUUCUAUGAUCUAUACGGUGUCUUAACCGACUCAACCUCGACAAGAAUGCCUUCUCUUAUAGAUCUGCAAGGAACCCCAACCGGAAAUGAUGUAAAAUGGGAAGCAGUCUUGGUCAAUAGGGUUGCUGAUUCCAAUUUGUUGAAACUUGAGCAAAAGGCCAUGGAGCUUGCAGUGAUAAAGUCAAGAGAAGAUUUUGAAAUAGUUAUAGAUAGAAAUCUGGUGCACAAGCUUGCAAUACUAGUGGCUGAAUAUAUGGGUGGAUCAGUUGAAGAUCCUGAAAGCAUGUUAAGAGCAUGGAGGAGUCUUAGUUUCAGUCUAAAAGCAACCCUCGGUAGCAUGGUUUUGCCUCUUGGUUCGCUGACCAUGGGACUGGCUCGGCAUCGUGCAUUGCUAUUUAAGGUAUUAGCCGAUAGUUUGGGUAUCCCUUGUCGGUUGGUGAAAGGAAUGCAAUAUACAGGUUCCGACGAUGUGGCAAUGAACUUUGUCAAGAUUGAUGAAGGAAGGGAGUACAUUGUUGACCUCAUGGCAGCUCCUGGAACUCUUAUUCCAUCCGAUGCAGCUGGUUCGCAUAUUGAGUACGAUGAUUCUUCUUUCGUUGCCAGUCCUUCAUCAAGAGAUCAUGAUUCGUCUCGGAUUGCAUCGUUCAGCAGCGGUGUUGGAAGUUCGUCCGGAGAAACUUCGGAGUUUGGGACUUUUGAAAAAGGAAACAGGUACAAGCAUUUUGCCUAUGCAGGGAAGGAAUCUGAUACUGGCAAGGAUGAAGUAAAGAAACCGUUAAAUGAAUUCAAAAAUAUGCCGAACGUAGAAAAGAUCAAGGCGAGGGAAUCUGUUAGCAGACCUAAUAAUUAUCCGUACACGCACGGAAGAUCUCCUUCUUGGACAGAAGGGAUCAGUUCCCCUGCAGCACAUAGAAUGAAAGUCAAAGAUGUUUCUCAAUAUAUGAUCGACGCUGCAAAAGAGAACCCUAACUUGGCUCAAAAGCUUCACGAUGUUUUACUUGAAAGCGGUGUUGUUGCUCCUCCUAACUUGUUUUCUGAAAUUUAUCAUGACCAGAUAGGUUCUCAAAAUGAGGCCAAUCAAAACGAGGACAAUUCUCCAACUGAAGAAGUAGAUGAAUAUAAAUAUGGAAGUGCACAGAAAGAAGCCAAGGUUGGCGAUAAUCAAGCUACUCCUCGAUUUUUGCCUCCAUUGCCUCCACACAGAACUCAUCCCAAAGCAAGUCCUAGCCAUCUGACGGAGCAUUCUAAGCCUGUAGAAGGUUUAGGAAUCGGCCAUUCUCUUGAUACAAGGGAAUCUGCUGGACAGCAGAUACAAUCCGAUACAGAAGCAGCACAAGUAAAGUAUGGGAAAAAUGUCCCGGUUGCUGCUGCUGCAGCGGCUGCGGCUGCUGUUGUCGCUUCGUCUAUGGUAGCUGCCGUGGCAAAGUCAAGCACAGAUUCAAAUUUUGAAAUUCCUGUAGCGGCAGCUGCUACUGCCACUGCUGCGGCUGUUGUAGCAACCACUGCUGCUGUCAAUAAUGUCAAUAAACAGUAUGAGCAGGGGAAUCGAAGUGAUGGAGAGACAGGUAGUGGUGAUGGAGAGAAUAAUGCUUUAGGAGUAAACUCAGAAGGCGAGCGAAAAUCUGAUAGAUCAGUAAGUAAUGAUAGCUCAAAAUCUGAUUCUGCACUAGAAGAUGUUGCUGAGUAUGAUAUUCCAUGGGAGGAAAUCUCGAUGGGUGAGCGUAUCGGACUUGGAUCGUAUGGAGAAGUGUAUCGUGGUGAAUGGCAUGGAACUGAAGUUGCUGUAAAGAGGUUUCUACUUCAAGAUAUCUCUGGGGAAUCACUUGAAGAAUUCAAAAGUGAGGUCCAAAUUAUGAGAAGAUUGAGGCAUCCAAAUGUUGUUCUCUUCAUGGGAGCUAUAACUCGGCCUCCAAAUCUUUCAAUUGUUACUGAAUUUCUUCCGAGAGGGAGUUUGUAUAGAUUACUUCACCGACCUAACAGUCAAUUAGACGAGCGAAGGCGAUUGAGGAUGGCCCUGGACGCUGCUCGAGGAAUGAACUAUUUGCACAACAGCACACCAGUGAUAGUGCAUCGGGAUUUGAAAUCCCCAAACCUUCUUGUCGACAAAAACUGGGUUGUAAAGGUAUGUGAUUUCGGCUUAUCCCGAAUGAAGUACAGUACAUUCCUUUCUUCAAGAUCAACGGCGGGAACAGCCGAGUGGAUGGCUCCAGAAGUAUUGAGAAAUGAACUUUCAGAUGAAAAGUGUGAUGUUUUUAGCUACGGAGUCAUAUUAUGGGAGCUCUGUACUUUGCAGCAACCCUGGGGAGGAAUGAAUCCAAUGCAAGUUGUUGGUGCUGUUGGUUUCCAGCAUCGUCGUCUCGACAUUCCAGACAAUGUGGACCCUGCUGUUGCAAGUAUUAUUAGACAGUGUUGGCAGACAGAUCCAAAAUUGAGACCUACGUUUGCUGAAAUCAUGGCGUUGCUGAAGCCGUUGCAAAAGCCAAUUACUGCUUCUCAAGUGCAUAGAGCAAAUGCUCCGACACCAUCAUCGCGAGUUCCUGAAGAUCCUGAAGCAUAAUAGACGAUUAUACAGCUAACGCCAUCAUCGCGAGUUCCUGAAGAUCCUGAAGCAUAAUAGACGAUUAUACAGCUAACGAAACAAUUUCAUCUUACUGCUAAAAAAGGCGAGGGCAAUUUGUAAAUUAUUUUCCAUUACUGAUAGGUUCAAAACCAUAUCAGUUAACGUCCAUUCUUAUUCAAGGUUUUUUCGUGCCAGUCUUUUUUUCCUUUUUUUCUAUCUGCUUCCUUUCUCUUCUGUAAUUUACGACGCAGCCAUUGUCAGGUUGUUCCAUUCUGUUUGUACAAAAUUCUUUGGCAAAAAAAUGUUGUAAUCAGAAUCUAAAUUUUGUUGUCCAUAAAUAGUUAUUAGAAGUUGCAGUUGUAACUUCAACAGAAGAAAGGAUUAAAUGUAAGUGAAAAAUGCUUGCUUCUGUAUCUAGUGAUCAUGUAAAUUCAGUAAAUGUGUUUUGUGCCA
Molecule: messenger RNA, 4417 nt
Organism: Vicia villosa (hairy vetch)
Lineage: Eukaryota; Viridiplantae; Streptophyta; Magnoliopsida; Fabales; Fabaceae
Product: probable serine/threonine-protein kinase SIS8
Exons: 13
Coding region: 908-3961 (1017 amino acids)
Biological process (GO): protein phosphorylation
Molecular function (GO): protein kinase activity; ATP binding
Source: RefSeq, a predicted model, not a curated record